AUGGAGCGGGCGUCAUGGGCGCCGCUGCUGAAGCAGCUGUUUCUCCUGGCCGCGGCCGGGCUCGCGGGCGCCGCCGAGCCGCAGGUGCCGUGCUACUUCGUGUUCGGGGACUCGCUCGUGGACAACGGGAACAACAACGACAUCCCGUCGAUGGCGCGAGCGAACUACCCGCCCUACGGCGUCGACUUCCCCGGCGGCGCGACCGGCCGGUUCAGCAACGGCCUCACCACAGUCGAUGCCAUAUCUCGGCUUCUGGGCUUCGACGACUACAUCCCCCCGUACGCCAACGCAACUAGUGAGCAGCUCCUCACCGGCGUCAACUUCGCCUCUGCUGCAGCCGGAAUCCGGGACGAGACCGGGCAGCAACUGGGUGAACGGAUCAGCCUCAGCAGGCAGCUGCAGAACUACCAGGCGGUCGUGCAGCAGCUGGUGAGCAUCCUGGGCGAGGACACCGCGGCGAGCCGCCUGAGCCAGUGCAUCUUCACCGUCGGCAUGGGCAGUAAUGACUACCUCAACAACUACUUCAUGCCCGCCUUCUACCCCACCAGCCAGCAGUACACCCCGGAGCAGUACGCCGACGUGCUCAUCAACCAGUACGCGCAGCAGCUCAGGACGCUGUACAACUACGGGGCCAGGAAGGUGGCGCUGAUGGGGGUGGGCCAGGUGGGGUGCAGCCCGAACGAGCUGGCGCAGCGCAGCCGCAACGGCUUCACCUGUAUCGAGCGGAUCAACAGCGCGGUCCGUAUGUUCAACCGGAGGCUGGUCGUCCUCGUCAACCAGUUCAACAGCUUGCCAGGCGCACAGUUCACCUUCAUCAACUGCUACGGCAUCUUCGAGAGUAUCAUGCGCACGCCGGUAGCGCACGGGUUGACGGUGACGAACAGGGGGUGCUGCGGGGUGGGGAGGAAUAACGGGCAGGUGACGUGCCUGCCGUACCAGACGCCGUGCGCCAACCGGAACGAGUACCUGUUCUGGGACGCGUUCCACCCGACGGAGGCGGCCAACAUCUUCGUCGGCCGGAGGGCCUACAGCGCGGCGCUGCUGUCCGACGUCCACCCGGUGGACCUUCGCACGCUCGCUCAGCUCUAG
Molecule: messenger RNA, 1089 nt
Organism: Oryza brachyantha (malo sina)
Lineage: Eukaryota; Viridiplantae; Streptophyta; Magnoliopsida; Poales; Poaceae
Product: GDSL esterase/lipase At5g45670-like
Exons: 5
Coding region: 1-1089 (362 amino acids)
Molecular function (GO): hydrolase activity, acting on ester bonds
Source: RefSeq, a predicted model, not a curated record